CCGGGAAAACGGAAGAGGUCAUCGGAGAUUGAUCGUGAUAACGGUGAAAAAUGGAGGUGAUGAAUGACAAUUCUACAUUGUAUGAUUUAUCGAUGAACCUAGAGAGUAGUCACAGUCAGGUCCUUCCGAUCACAUUGUUCGUCGCGGUACUCUGUUUGUGUUUGGUCGUCGGGCACCUGCUUGAAGAAUAUCGUUGGGCUAACGAGUCCAUCACUGCUAUUCUCAUUGGGUGCAUUGCUGGAACAAUCAUCUUAUGCAGAAGCAAGUGGAAAAGUUCUAGUUUGCUCAGGUUCAACGAAGAACUGUUCUUCAUUUAUCUACUUCCGCCUAUAAUCUUCAAUGCUGGAUUUCAGGUGAAGAAGAAACAGUUCUUCCAUAACCUUUUCCCUAUUAUGUUAUUCGGAGUCGUCGGUGUUUUCAUAUCGACAUCAAUAGUUGCAGCUGGUAGCUGGUGGCUAUUUCCAAAGUUAGGAUUUGAGGGCUUGACUAUCAGCGACUAUCUUAGUAUUGGGACUAUUUUCUCAUCAACAGAUACUGUAUGUACGCUACAGGUUUUGAACCAAGAUGAGACACCUUUGCUAUACAGCCUAGUCUUUGGUGAAGGAGUAGUGAAUGAUGCAACAUCAGUUGUUCUCUUCAACGCAGUUCAAAAAAUGACUGCAGAUACACUCAAUGGCCAGACAGCUCUUCGCAUCUUUGUAGACUUCUUAUAUCUAUUCUCUAUGAGCACAAUUCUUGGAGUAACAGCUGGGCUUGUGACUGCAUUCAUUCUUAAAGGCUUGUACUUUGGCAGGCAUUCAAGUGUUCGAGAAAUUGCUUUGAUGGUUCUAGUAGCAUAUUUGUCCUACAUGUUGGCCGAGCUAUUUGAACUCAGUGGGAUUCUGACAGUCUUUUUUGCUGGGGUUUUGAUGUCUCAUUAUUCAUGGCAUAAUGUGACUGAAAGCUCAAGAAUUACCACCAGGUAUGCAUUUGCGACAUUGUCUUUCAUUGCUGAAACAUUUAUAUUCCUUUAUGUGGGAAUGGAUGCUCUGGACUAUGCGAAGUGGAAAAUGAGCACUAUAAGCUUUGGGACCAAAAUGGGUAUUUACUGCACUGUAAUGUUCUUGAUAUUGCUCGGGCGUGCUGUUUUUGUGUUUCCCCUUUCUGUAAUUACCAAUUACAUGCACAGAAGUGGAGGGGAGUCUGCAAAGAUCACAGGACAACACCAGAUGGUUAUUUGGUGGGCUGGUCUGAUGAGAGGUGCUGUCUCUGUCGCCUUGGCAUUCAAACAGUUCACUCACUCUGGUGUAACACUGGAUCCAACGAAAGCUACGAUGAUCACCACCACUAUUGUGAUUGUUCUCUUCAGUACCGUUGUGUUCGGUUUCUUGACAAAGCCACUAGUCGAUCAUCUGCUUCCUCUUAAUGCAAUCACCACGAGGGACUCUUGCGACCCCGGACCAAAAGAGGACAUGACACUUCCAUUGAUGUCUUUAGAAGAAUCUGCUUCUGAGAAUCUCUCAAGAGCUAAGGACAAUUUAUCGAUGCUAAUGGACCGGCCCGUUUACACAAUUCACUCCUACUGGAGAAGGUUCGACAUUGCUUACAUGAGACCUAUUUUCGGUGGUCCAUCUCACGAGGACUCUUCAUGCUAGGACCAUUCCCGUACCAAUGGAGUACAUGGUAGAAAUAUAUAUAUCAAAGAUAAACAAAUUAAUGCGGAAUCUACAAAGCCAAGUCAAUUUCGGGCCACCAACCCUGCAACUGAUGAAAAGGCCCUAUGGUAUGGAGUGACAAAGUGAUCUAUGUCGAUGAUCGUAGAUUGUUUUGUCAAGAUGCAAAGGUGAGUCGAAACCAAUGUCAUUGUUUGGAUCAGUAUCCGAAGAUAAAGCUUGAAGUAUAUAUGUGUUUAUGAUUCGUCACUAGUUUUGCAGGUUCCACACUUUACCUCUGUGUGGGAUACACUGAGCUCUUUUUGCAUACUCGACGUAAA
This is a messenger RNA of Cynara cardunculus var. scolymus (artichoke), 1972 nucleotides long. Its product is annotated as sodium/hydrogen exchanger 4. Gene Ontology annotation, biological process: proton transmembrane transport; regulation of pH; sodium ion transport. NCBI's taxonomy places the organism in Eukaryota, Viridiplantae, Streptophyta, Magnoliopsida, Asterales, Asteraceae. The record is from RefSeq and is a predicted model, not a curated record. Bases 51 to 1634 code for a protein of 527 amino acids. Gene Ontology annotation, cellular component: membrane. Gene Ontology annotation, molecular function: sodium:proton antiporter activity. The transcript is spliced from 14 exons.